Molecule: messenger RNA, 840 nt
Organism: Amorphotheca resinae ATCC 22711
Lineage: Eukaryota; Fungi; Ascomycota; Leotiomycetes; Helotiales; Amorphothecaceae
Exons: 3
Coding region: 270-794 (174 amino acids)
Source: RefSeq, a predicted model, not a curated record
AUCACCCUCAAGCCGCUCAAGUCCGAGGGCACUACCUCUCAUGGCAGUGCGCCUGGAAGCCCAACUGAGGUUGGAACCCCAACUGCAUCUGGAACCCCGACUGGACCUGGAACCCCAGUUGAUAUUGAGAAUAUCUCCGCCUACUACGCUUCCCAGAAGCUCAAGCAAGCCCAGCAGGAAAAUGAGGCAGGCCCGUCUGAUGAAACCAAGUCUGCUGCGGCCAAGCCUGUUGCAGCCAAACCUUCGAGCCAUACGAUGUCACCGAGCCCAUGGAGCCCGAGUUGUGUUUCCCCAUGUACGGCAUCUUGACAAACAUCACCGAAGACGCCGAGAACUGGUACCAUCAAGUCCGCGUCAUCCUCUCCUACGGUAUCGAGGACAUGAACUUCGCUGGUGGCAGAUUCAAGGGCAUGAUCACCGGCACGUACCCUCUCCGCGACUCCCUCAACAAGAUAAUGCUGUCUGACGUCGUCACUCCCGCCGAGAGGGCCACGCUCAUACGCUUCGGCCGCAUCUACGCCAAGACCCAAGGCGACUCGCGCGACGGCGUGGUCAUCGACGACGACUACAUCCAGGCGUGCGGUCUCGCCGGUCUCCGUUCAGCGCUGGCCGUCAUCUUCAACAGCGAGGCCGAGCGCCGCAAGUACGCCCCCCAGCCAGCCACGGACGCCGAGAAGCUCAAGGCUAUCCAGGACACGAUUGCGCGUCUGGAGCUCAACAACAGCGCCUCUUCCACUACGGGGUCGGGUGACAAGUCGGUCGAGCAGUCCUCUCAUAGAUCCGCUGAUGCUUAGCUUGGCUUCCUCAUCGGCGCGGCGUUCUUCUGGAGUCCACAGAGUU